This is a messenger RNA of Zymoseptoria tritici IPO323, 1995 nucleotides long. RefSeq lists its product as uncharacterized. Lineage: Eukaryota; Fungi; Ascomycota; Dothideomycetes; Mycosphaerellales; Mycosphaerellaceae. Gene Ontology annotation, molecular function: malate dehydrogenase (decarboxylating) (NAD+) activity; NAD binding. The record is from RefSeq and is a predicted model, not a curated record. Gene Ontology annotation, cellular component: mitochondrion. The transcript is spliced from 5 exons. Gene Ontology annotation, biological process: malate metabolic process; pyruvate metabolic process. Bases 1 to 1995 code for a protein of 664 amino acids.
AUGAGGGCCACCACUCGCUGCUCCCACGCUUUCAUCACCUCACAACUCCCUCGCCAAUCGAUUCCUCCACAUCUUCGAACUUCUCUCCAUCUUCACUCCAACUCUCCGCGACUCCGCUACUUCACCACAACUCCGACACUCACUCCAACUUCUUCCACUUCCGAUCCGGUAUCGCUCACACGACCAUUCGCCUCGACCUCCAAAUCCGCCGCGACCAUGACCAAUAUCGUGCAGAACCUCAAGGGAGCUGCGACAUCACAUCCUACCUCAAGACAAUCACAAAAUCAAGACCUACCAGCUCCUUCACUUCCCAGCUCCGACUAUGACACCUCAAAUUCGAUCGAAGUUCGCAAACGAAAUCAUACCUACGGUCUUACUCCUCCCGCUGUUGAGUCGUUCGAGAAUCAGACAAAGAGAUGCAUGGCCAUCUUGAACUCUCGCAAGACUCCCAUUGAGCAAUACCAAUAUCUGUCCGUGCUACGGAAUUCGAACGUUCACCUCUUCUACCGCUUGCUGUCGGAGAACAUCAAGGAGAUCACUCCUCUCAUCUACACACCUACCGUUGGAGAAGCAUGUCAAAGAUGGUCGGAACUUUACACACAACCCGAAGGCAUGUACCUUUCAUUCGAGGACCGAGGCAACCUCCACUCCGUCAUUAAAAACUGGCCACAUGAGGUCGACAUAACCGUGGUCACCGAUGGCUCCCGCAUUCUCGGUCUGGGCGACUUGGGCGUCAACGGUAUGGGAAUCCCAGUAGGCAAGCUGUCUUUGUACACUGCCUGCGCUGGUAUCCAUCCUCAGAAGACCCUCCCACUUUGCCUCGAUCUUGGAACCAGCAAUGAGACGCUUCGAAACGAUCCUCUCUACUUGGGCAGCCGGAGAGACAAGGUCACGCCAGAAGAGGAGAAGGAAUUCCUAGACGAGAUGAUGGCUGCUCUCACUGACAGGUGGCCGAGCAUUGUCAUUCAGUUCGAAGACUUCAAGAACCCAUUUCCUUCUCUCGAGCGGUAUCAAGACACCUACACCAUGUUCAACGACGAUAUCCAAGGGACUGGCGCCGUCAUCACAGGAGGCUUCAUCAACGCUGUGAAGCAAUCCGGCGUCGCGCCUGCCGAUCAGAGAGCCGUAUUCCUCGGCGCCGGUAGUGCAGGCGUAGGCGUCGCGAAGCAGCUAACCGAAUUCUUCAUCAAAGAAGGUCUCACCGAAGAGCAAGCCCGCAAACGCUUCACCCUCGUCGAUUCCGAAGGCAUGGUGACCCUCGACCGCCCCGGCCGCCCCCUCGCCGAGCACAAGCUCUACUUCGCCCGCGACGACAACCACGGAAAGCAAUUCAAGACCCUUUCCGAAGUCGUCGAGUACGUCAAACCCACCAUCCUCAUGGGCCUCUCCACCAUCGGCGGAGCCUUCACGCCCGCCAUCCUCAGCCGCAUGGCAGAACUCAACGACCGACCCGUCAUCUUCCCCCUCUCCAAUCCCUCUUCCAAAUCCGAGUGCACUUUUGAAGACGCUAUCAAAUACACCCACGGCAAAUGCCUCUUCGCUUCCGGCUCGCCGUUCCCCACUCUCAAUUACAAGGGUGAAGAACUCGUUCCCGGCCAGGGAAAUAACAUGUACGUCUUCCCUGGAAUCGGACUUGCGGCGAUCUUAUCCAAGUCCUUGACCAUCACUCAAAAUAUGAUCUACGCUUCCGCGGAGAGCUUGUCGACGAGUUUGCUUCCCGAGGAGGUGGAGAAGAAUUGGCUGUACCCGGAUAUUGCGAGGAUUCGUGAGGUGAGCGUGGUAGUAACACGAGGUGUUAUCCGCGCGGCGCAGAGGGAUGGGGUGGAUCGGGAAGUGGGACUGAGAGGGUUGGGAGAUGAGGAGUUGGAGAGCUGGAUUAGGAGUAAGAUGUAUGAUCCUGAGGGUGUGUAUAAGAAUGAAGUGGUGGGAGGUGUGCAGGCGAGGGAGGGUGCGGUGAGGGCGGAGGGGGAGAAGAGGUUAAGUGCUAUGCUUUGA